This is a messenger RNA of Penicillium argentinense, 2898 nucleotides long. RefSeq names its product U3 snoRNA-associated protein UTP13. Gene Ontology annotation, cellular component: small-subunit processome; 90S preribosome; nucleolus. Gene Ontology annotation, molecular function: protein binding; U3 snoRNA binding. Gene Ontology annotation, biological process: endonucleolytic cleavage to generate mature 5'-end of SSU-rRNA from (SSU-rRNA, 5.8S rRNA, LSU-rRNA); endonucleolytic cleavage in 5'-ETS of tricistronic rRNA transcript (SSU-rRNA, 5.8S rRNA, LSU-rRNA). The record is from RefSeq and is a predicted model, not a curated record. The transcript has 3 exons. Bases 1 to 2898 code for a protein of 965 amino acids. Lineage: Eukaryota; Fungi; Ascomycota; Eurotiomycetes; Eurotiales; Aspergillaceae.
AUGUCGAAAGCAAUUGUUAAAACGACUUUCGAGGCCACCAAGACCCUUCGGCCUAUUUAUACCGGGGGCAGCACAGCUCUUGAUUCCAGUGGGCGCAUUUUGCUCAGCUGUGUUAGUGAAGAUGCGAACAUCGUCGAUUUGGAGACUGGAGACCAGCUCGCCAGUUUGGAGGGAGAUGGCGAAAUCAUCACCAGUUUAGCGAUUACGCCUUCUGCGUCGCAUGCAGUUGUCUGCUCUCGCUCGAUGACAAUGCGCAUUUACGAACUUUCUCCCUUCGACUUCGACGACAAAAGCACCCAAGUCAUCGAGGCCAAACCCAUCCGCACCCUCAAGCCCCACACUUCGCCAGUCGUGACAACUGCAAUUGACCAUACCGGGACUUUGCUGGCUACUGGUGCUGCUGAUGGGUCUAUCAAAGUCCACGACAUUCGGGGUGGAUUUGUGACGCACACCUUCAACGACCGUGGUGUGAUCUCGGCCCUCUGCUUCUUCGAGGUCUCGGCCGCGGACAACGACAAGUCGUCCACUAAGAAGUCCAAGAAAAAGGCGCCAAGAGAUGAUGACGAGGAUAUGGAAGAUGCCGAUCCGACAGUUGGUUUCCGGCUGGCUUCUGGUAGCGAAGAGGGUCGGGUCCGUGUCUUUGACCUGCACAAGAAAAAAGCAGUUGCUUCGCUCGAUUCGCACGUCUCGCUUGUCAGAAGCUUGUCAUUCUCUGCUACAGAAAAUGCCUUGCUCUCGGCCUCGCGCGACAAGACUGUCAUCAUUUACGAUGCUCGCACAUACAAACAACGCCGAAUCAUUCCUGUUUUAGAAUCUGUCGAGGCUGCUUCGUUCGUCGCGGACAGCGGCAUUUGCGUUAUAGGUGGUGAGCACGGAAAGCUCAGGGCUUUUGAUAUCAACCGCGGCAGUGAGAUCACUCAAGAGCAAGAGGGUGGUGAGGAUUUCGAGACGAUCAUUGCUAUUCAGUACUCGCCGGGCUUGCCUUUCGCGAUGACUGUACACGCUGAUCAGACAAUCCGCAUCCAUUCCCUGGAGACUUUGAUGGACUACAAGCCAGGAUUUACUCUGAAACCAUUGACGAUCACUCGACGUAUCUCUGGCAAUGACGACGAGAUUAUUGACUGUGCCUUUGUCGGCCCCGAUCGGUCAAUGCUUGCUCUGGCUACGAACACUGAAAGCAUCCGCAUUGUCUCUGUUGCGCCGUCCGAGGAUCGACCUUCAGCCCAUGGUGAUGACUUCUUUGGCGCUGACGUUGCUUAUCUGGACGGACACGAAGAUAUUAUUAUCGCAAUGGAUGUGGACUGGUCUGGACAUUGGCUUGUUACUGCCGGUAAAGACAACACAGCAAGACUUUUCCGCCUCGAUCCCAAGAACUCGUCAUAUUCGUGCUUCGCGACUCUCACCGGUCACGCCGAAUCACUCGGUGCCAUUGCAUUCCCGCGCUCUCCACCACCGGUUGGUAGCUCUGCAUACAAUGACCCUGCCAACCACCCGCCGGCUUUCCUUGUUACUGGCUCGCAGGAUAAGACUAUCAAGAGAUGGGAUCUUGGCAAGUUGGGCCCGCUCAAUGAUGAUAAGCCUCACACACCGAAGGCUGUGUAUACAAGAAAGGCCCACGAGAAGGAUAUCAACUCCAUUGAUAUCGACUCCACAUCUACCCUUUUUGCCUCGGCCUCUCAGGACCGCACCGUCAAGAUCUUCGAUGCCGAGGAAGGAUCAGCAAUUGGAAUCCUCCGUGGACACAAGCGUGGUGUGUGGGGAGUGCGGUUCUGCCCGAAGAACACACCAGUGAUCAACACUGAAGCCGGCACUAGCACCAACAAAGGUGUCAUUGCAACGGGCAGUGGUGACAAGACUGUCAAGAUUUGGAACUUGGUCGAUUACAGCUGCUUGCUCACAUUGGAGUCUCACUCAAACUCGGUCUUGAAGGUCAUCUGGCUUCCCCCUCCUCAAGUCUCCAAGCAGAACAGCGAAGAUGACGAGGAUGAGGAGGCAGCAGCUAGCAAGCAAAAUGUUCAGACAAGGCCCCUGGUAGCAUCAGCAGGCGCCGAUGGGCUCGUCAAGCUGUGGAACGUGUGGACAGGAGAGGUAGAAUGCACCAUCGACAACCAUACGGACAGAGUGUGGGCCCUUGCCUCCCCUUAUCCUUCUGGCUUCCGCUCCGAUGCCAAACCCACUUCCUCGAAACUCAACACGACCCCCUAUGCUCUUGUCUCUGGCUCCGCGGAUGCCACAGUGACCUGUUGGACUGACACAACCUCUGCCACCUACACUGCUGCCGUCAACGCCAACUCCGAGCGUGUUGAGCAAGACCAACAACUUCAGAACUACAUCCGUGCUGGAGCGUACCGUGAAGCCAUUACUCUGGCUCUUCAACUCAACCACCCUGGUCGUUUGCUGUCUCUGUUUACAACCGCCAUUGAUGCAGCAGAUGACCCCGCUCGCCCAGAGGAGGAGCGUCAAUGUGCAGCUGAUAGCUUGACCGGUAACCCGUCCAUCGACGAGGUGCUUCAAUCCUUGGAUGCUACAAACCUCCGGACCUUGCUGCUUCGUCUACGUGAUUGGAACACCAACGCUCGUACUUCUCUCGUCUCACAGCGCAUCCUCUACGCUUUAUUCCGAUCAUACCCUGCCUCAACCUUUGUCGAACUCGCUACACAAUCCGUCCGCGGCAAGAAUGGCCGUGCGGCGGCAGGUCUCAAGGAUAUCUUGCAGGCUUUGGCCACAUAUACCGAGAGACACUACAAACGCGUCGAGGAGCUGACCGACGACAGCUACCUCGUUGAGUGGGUUCUUGGGGAGAUGGAUGGCGGAGUUGGUCUUGGUGGGCUGAUGAGUCUUGAUCAGAACGGCGCGGAUGGGGAGGGAGAGAAGGAUGUUAUCAUGAUGGAGGCUUAG